Messenger RNA from Seriola aureovittata, 1958 nucleotides. It is a transcript of the gene dffb, whose product is annotated as DNA fragmentation factor, beta polypeptide (caspase-activated DNase). Gene Ontology annotation, cellular component: nucleus; cytoplasm. The coding region runs from base 40 to 1080 and encodes 346 amino acids. The transcript is spliced from 7 exons. Gene Ontology annotation, molecular function: DNA endonuclease activity. Lineage: Eukaryota; Metazoa; Chordata; Actinopteri; Carangiformes; Carangidae. The record is from RefSeq and is a predicted model, not a curated record. Gene Ontology annotation, biological process: apoptotic DNA fragmentation; apoptotic process.
GAGGAAGAGGAAGCGGUAGUUACAAACUGCAGCGGUGAGAUGUUCGGACUCUUCGGGAAAAGUAAACCCGUGAAAAUUAGGAGUUUUAAUGAAAACAGGAAGUAUGGAGUUGCAGCAAAAGACCUGAAGGAGCUGCUUAAAAAAGGCUGCAAGACAUUAAAGUUGCCACUUCCUGUUGCACAUGUUUGUUUGUAUUCUGAUGGGACAACAGUGACGGAGGAAUUCUUCCAGACUCUGCCGGACCACACCGAACUCGUUCUCCUCUAUGGGGAGCAGACGUGGAGCGGGGUUGUGCAUGACAUCGGUGAGUUACUGGACACAGACCGACACGCCGACGCUAUCAUCGAAGCAGCGAAGGGGCUCCUGUCUGACGAGGAGUCACCGAAGAGGCGUAAGAUCCUGAGUGACCUGCUGCUGAACCUGGACGACAGGUCUGAGCUGGAGAGCAGAGAGGAGGACGAGGAGUGGUUCAGAGGCGUCGAAGCUCGAUUCAAGACAAAGUCCGCCUACAUGAAGUCCAACUGUGAGAGCAGGAUACGAGGUUACAUGAAGGAGGUGGACGCCGCCACCAAAACCAUCCAGAAAGCUAAAGUCAGGGCCGAGUUCUUGAAAACAUCAAAGUCCCUGGUGGAAAUGCUGAAAGCUGCCAGAUACAACGGCUCUUACUUUGACAGGACUGAGACAGAGCCGGCUCGCCUCUGCACUCAGGAGGGAUGGUUCACCUGCCAGGGAUCAUUUGACCUGGACGUGUGCAAGUCCCUCCACUCCAUCAACCCAUACGGCAGCCGGGAGAGCAGGAUCCUCUUCAGCACCUGGAACCUGGACCACAGGAUAGAAAAGAAGAGGACGGUCAUUCCCGCUCUGCUGGACGCUCUGCAAAAUCACAAGGCAGCCGACGUCAACCUGACCUACUUCUACCGCCUGCUGUUCACCAGGGAAAACCUGAAGCUGGUUCACAUCGUGUGCCACAAGAAGGGAGCUCACAACCUGCAGUGUGACGCCAAGAAGGUUUUUGAACGAGCCAGCGAGGCCAACAAGAGAAACCAGCCGACCAACGGCAAGAAGAGGCGCUUGAAGUGAAUAUUUUUUUAUUAAUUAAUUUGUAUUUACAGAAGCCGAGAAAAGGGCCUACUCACAAAUAUUUAUUUUUAAUCCUGUUAUCUCAGGAUAAAGCUAGACUUAAAGAGAUAUUAUCAAGAGAAAAUUAUUUUUUGCUAUCCUGUAAUGAGAUAAUUAUCCUGUUAUCUCAAGAUAACGAGAUAUUAUCAGGAUAAAACGAUUUUUUAUUAUCCCGAGCUAAGGAGAUAAUUAUCCGGAGAAAAUAAUUUUGACUGAACCUCAUGGGAUAAAAAAAAUGGCCUCUCUCAGCUUCUGUAUGUAUGAGCUGUGACUACAUUAUGUCUUACACUGAUGAACCAUGUGAAUAUCUCCACUGUAGCAAUAAGGUGACGUCACCUUUUUAUUUGUACCUCAUGGAGUAAAUACUCAGAGUUGAAACCAUGAAAAAUGUUUAUUUAUUCUUUGUGUUGGCUGGUGAUUAAAAUCGCAUGAGCUGAUUACAAUGACUGUUUCCUGUACAAGGCAUUCGCUCAGUCACAAAGUUGCAUAGAAGAAUAUGAAAAGCAUUUUACAUAAAUAAGGCAGUAAAAAUAUAUAAAACAUUUGCUUGGACGGCCAGAACAAAAAACUCGAGUACAACGACUGUGACUCUGAUUUAGACGAGAAACCUCAAGGUUUUUUGUUUUGUUUUUUUGUUUUUUAAACUAUAAAUUUUUCAUUUGUAAUUUUGUCAUUUUUUUGCAAAUAUAAACCCAACAGGAACCAUGUCAGGGAAAAUGAUUAGCUGCAUUGAUUAUUGAUAUGUGUACAUAUAUAUACAGGAAUAUUAGACACUUGGUGAAUAAGAAAACUACAGACAUGAGAUUUGUGAUAUUAAAUGAGCUCAUGUUGACACUGUU